AGGUAGUGUUUUGGAGUGACCUAAGGCCAACUGAGGGUGGUCGGAUUGUUGUUUGUUCUUGGAGCAAAAAACAAUCAGAGGUCAUAUCCUGGACUCCCAAGGGAUUUAACGCUCGGACAAGGGUUCAUGAAUAUGGAGGUGGAUCGACAUUCGUUUACAAGGGACAAGUUUACUUCACAAACUUUGAUGAUCAGAGAAUGUAUAAACAGGAAUCUCCCACAUCAACACCACAACCAAUCACACCCGAGGGCAAAGGAUUAAGGUAUAACUAAAGUAUCAAGAUUUGUAUAUCUCGCUAACAAUUGAAGGGCUUUUGUAGAUGGCAAUUUCAAGCAGAAUAUUUUAUAGAUAAUUAAUUAAUGAGACUUUAAUUAAUUACCAGAUAUGCAGAUGGUGAAAUGUGUGAGCCUGUCAAGAAGAUCAUUUGUGUUUGUGAGGAUCAUGGAGUUGUUGAAUCUGGAGAAGCAAAGGAAGCCAAGAACACCAUUGUGGCUAUUGAUCCAGAAACUCAAGAACAAUUUAUUGUGGUAUAAUGUCAGACAAUUCACCCUUUCGAAUCUGGCUAUUUGAAUAAAAUUAUUUGAAAUGAUUUAUCUGGCAAGAAAUAACAUCUUGUAAAUAUCAACUGUUUUUUAGAGAUAUAGCUGUAGCUUUGUCAGUUCUGAACUGUUCUGCCUAUGUCCAAUAAGGGCAUCUCUUGUUGUUUCACAAAGUGGCAAAAAAGAGGCAUGAUUUUAUACUUGCAAAUAAAUAAGACAUGUGAGGAGGUGUGUCUGUGCCUCAAAAGCCAGACCUGGAGGCAAAACAAUUUCAGUGACAAGCGCAUGUUCUAACCAAUGUGCCACCAAAAUCAUUAUCAAAGUUAUAACAUAAAUGCCAUUAAUUUUGUUUCAGUGUGAAGGUGCUGAUUUCUAUUCAUCUCCAAGAGUUUCCUCCAGCAGUGGCACUCUGGCUUGGAUUCAGUGGAACCAUCCCAAUAUGGUAAUUAUUACUGAAAAUGAAGUGAUCUGUUUUACAUUAUUUCAUGUAAAUUUACACUGAAUUAUUUCUAACAUUACAGCCAUGGGAUACUGUGGAGCUCUGGACUGGUCAACUGAGUACUGAUGGGGAACGUUUGGUAGAAGGUUCCGCUCAGCAGGUGCGGUCAAAUCUCUACAAUACAUUAACACCUCAAGAGCAGAGCAAAGUGUUCUGUAUUAACCAUUUAAGCUGCAUUUGCACCCUGAUGCACCCAGAAUAUAUUUUACUCUGUCUAAUGCCAGAUGAUUUUAUUUGUCAAGGAGAGAGUACUGCAUGCUCAAUGGGUUAAAGAUGUGUCUGCAACUGAAAGAUUUUUUGAUAAUCUUUCCUGUUAAUAAACUCCUGUGUUUCUUGUAAACUGUGUGGAAAAAUUCUCAAUAGCCACACAAUCUAAACAGAAAAAAGAUAUGCAAUGGCUUUUUGUUUUGACUGAGUGGCUGUUGAGAAGUUUUCCAUGGAGUUUUAUAUCCUUUUGUGGGGUUACCAGCGCUGACCUCGCAAUUUCUGUUUCGAACAGAUCUCUUGUAAUGAUGGUGUGAGUCUUAUGCACCCAAGGUGGACAGCUGAGGGUGCACUAUUCUUCAUCUCUGACAGAUCUGAUUGGUGGAACUUGUACGAGUAUAUCUUCGACACCGAGGACGAACGUGAUGUGUUUCCAGUUGAAAAGGAAAUUGGAAUGCCACAUUGGAUAUUUGGUCGAUGUAGUUAUGAACCACAUCCUAAAAAUCCCAAAAUAUUAGCAGUUGUGUGUGGUGGGGUGGGUAUUUCAUGGUUUUAA
Molecule: messenger RNA, 1798 nt
Organism: Paramuricea clavata
Lineage: Eukaryota; Metazoa; Cnidaria; Anthozoa; Malacalcyonacea; Plexauridae
Source: the annotation of a GenBank genome assembly